CGUUUGUUUGGGGCGAAACGACGCGACGGUGUAUAGUUUGUGCGUAAAAUAUGGCGACGAAUUGGAAGUUCCUUUGUUUCUCGAUCUUCGCGUGUAUCGAGCAGUUCAGCUCGGGCCAUCCAUGUUGCGUAGCCGUAGAUUUUUCGAUCCAUUUAUUUUUGGCAAACUUUUUCAUUUUGUAACAUAUACAUCGUUUUACACGAGAGAUCCAAUGAGACACGGCAGCGAGAAUGUUGACGGAGUACGCGUACAUCAAGCCGCGAAGCCAGUUCGGCAAGCAUUGCAACUUCCGGACCGAGUACACCGCGGAAGAGAACAUCAUGCCGCAGCCGCAGCUGAUGCACAACUACGUGAUCCACCCGUACACUCAUCGCAAGACACAGAUGAGCAAGCAGUACGCGGUCCACGAGGUGCAAACGGAAAGAAAGGACGCGACAAACAUGGGAAUAUUGCACACGGAAGGGGGCUGGCCGAAGGAGAUGAAUCCGCGUGACCCGGAAGUCGUUCAGAGGUUUCGCCGACGCGUGGAGAAAAGUGACAAUUGGGCGACGAACAUGAGGGGUCUGCUCUCGACGAUGGAGGGUUACGUGCUGCAGAACAACACCAUCGAUAUCUAUCAGAAUUAUUUCGACGAUUUGAUCGCGACACCUAUGGUCAAAAAUUACAGUAUCAGGGUGAUAAACUCGUACGAGGACCCGCAGACUCAUGUGAGACCAAUCAGGGACAUAUCGUGGUCUCCGAACAAUCUGGAUCGAUUGGCCGUCGCGUACGGGUUCCUGGAAUUUGAGCAGCAUUCGGCCGACGUGAGUCCGUACUCCUACGUAUGGGACAUCGAGAAUCCCAAUAAAGCUGUGUACACGUUGAAAUCGGAAAGCCCAUUAAUGACGGUGAAAUUCAAUCCUCGCGAUCCUGUGAUACUAGUCAGCGGUCUUAUCUCUGGUCAAGUGUGCUACUGGGAUCUUCGAGUGAACGAAAAACCCAUCGAGACGUCGCAUCGUUUCGUGAGUCACAGAUAUCCAGUGGUCCAGACUCUUUGGAUCCCUUCCAAGGCCAACAACGACUUCUUCUCCUGUUCCACCGACGGCGUGGUUCUCUGGUGGGACAUCCGAUUCAUAAAGAAGCCAACGGAGAGCCUGGUGAUGGACUUGGAGCAGCCGGAUAGGACAAACGUUUACAAAGCGAUCGGUAUCACGGCGCUACAGUUUGAACAGACGAUGAGCAGCAGAUUUCUAGCCGGCACCGAGAACGGCCUCGUCGUCAAUGUAAACAGGCGGGCCAGCAAUCCAGUGGAAAAACUGGCGGUGAGGUUCCACUGUUACAUGGGACCGGUCGUCGCGAUCGACAGGAAUCCCGUCUACACGAAGAACUUCUUAACUAUCGGCGACUGGUCGGCCAAAGUAUGGGCGGACGACACGAAGGAAGGAAAUUUGCUUAGUACCAACAACAGAUUCAUCGAUCUGACCGGCGGCUGCUGGAACAGAGUCAGGUGCUCCGUGUUCUUCACGAUAAACGAAAAAGGGACGGUGGAGGCGUACGACAUAUUGGCAGGCGCGAGGGCACCAUUGACCGACAUUCGCCUGUGUCACGACAGUCUAACGGCGAUCAGCUCUCACGACGAGGGCGAGUUCCUCGCUGUCGGGAGCAGAAACGGGAACGUCUACCUGUUGGAAUGCACGCAGGACCUCGCGACCUUUACGAAAGAGGACCGAGCCGCUUUGAGCAACUACCUGGAAAGAUGCAGCCGCUACGAGAAAGCGAUCGACAGCCGUUUGAAAGAAAUUCGCCUGGCCCAUCGGACUUCCGACAACAUCAGCCCGCGAUAUUCGAAGGUGAAGACGAAGAAGAAGAAGAGAGAGAAGCAGGUGAACGCGGAUAAGGAAAGACUGGAGAGCUAUAAGAAGUCCAGACUCUCGAAACCGAAAGCGAAGGACGCGAUCAAGAUGACCAUCCCUGAAUUUCAGAAGGCACAGACGGAGUAUUUCGAGAGAGUAGAACAGAUAUCGGCGCAGUACACGCAUCUCGACGAGAGCGACAUACACGCGGCGCAGGAACUAUUGAAGGACAGAGAGAUAGUGAAACCUAAGAAAGAGAAGGUAGAAAAUGAGAAGGAGGAGAGAAAAAGGACACGAUCAAUCUGGAGGAUCAGAAAGACCAGAGUGAGGCCGACACUUCCGAAGGAGAUGGAGGAGGAGCGUAAGGUGGACGUCGCUCCGGACUCGAUUAGGAUAAAAAGCAGAAAGCCACGCGCGAGGAAGGUGUUGGGGAAGAUUUGCGCGAAGCAAGUUGUGUGCAAGCCGAAAAUUUGCUGCGCGGAUUUGGAAGAGAAACGAAGAAUAAGGAGAGCGAAGAAGAAAGAGAUUGCUUCGAAGCUCGCGAAGGAGGAGGAGGAGGAGGUGGUGGUUGCGGAGAGACGCAGAUCGUUCGUGAUAGACAACAAGUGGUUUAGGCGAUUGACCGACUACGUCGCUCAAAUUCCAUCGCCGUCGCCUGCGCUCAGGAGGAGGAUCCUGGCGUUGAAGGACACGCCGCCGAGCGUGCUACAAAAAGAGUUGGCCGAGGCGAAGGAGGAGGCGCGCGUUUGGCAAGAGAGGGCGAUCGCGAAGCGGCUUGGCUCCUGGGACGUCGAGAGAAAGCUCGAGAGGAAGAAAUUAACGGAGCCAAGGCCGCAGGACACGACGAGGCAGGAGCGGGAGGAGGAAGCCGAGAUCAAGUCGGAGGAAUCGACAAGCACGAUAAUAACUCUCCCGACUAAGAUCUCGCGGCGACGAUUGCCACCGACGGAGGAGGAGCUGAGAAAGAUCGAGGAAGAGAAGCGCUUGCAGCUGUGGAACCUGCAGAAACAGAAGAUGAAGAAGUACGACAAACGACAUCCGUACUAUCCGCGGAUAUCCGCCGCGCUCGCGCGGAUGCACUCGGACGAGACGCUGGACAAACGAGAUUAA
Messenger RNA from Frieseomelitta varia, 2942 nucleotides. Its product is annotated as dynein intermediate chain 3, ciliary-like. Gene Ontology annotation, molecular function: dynein light chain binding; dynein heavy chain binding. The record is from RefSeq and is a predicted model, not a curated record. Gene Ontology annotation, cellular component: outer dynein arm. The transcript has 10 exons. The coding region runs from base 231 to 2942 and encodes 903 amino acids. Gene Ontology annotation, biological process: outer dynein arm assembly; cilium movement. Lineage: Eukaryota; Metazoa; Arthropoda; Insecta; Hymenoptera; Apidae.